Messenger RNA from Hippocampus comes (tiger tail seahorse), 1469 nucleotides. RefSeq names its product gap junction protein alpha 1b (gene gja1b). The transcript has 2 exons. NCBI's taxonomy places the organism in Eukaryota, Metazoa, Chordata, Actinopteri, Syngnathiformes, Syngnathidae. Gene Ontology annotation, cellular component: connexin complex. Gene Ontology annotation, molecular function: gap junction channel activity. The coding region runs from base 154 to 1341 and encodes 395 amino acids. The record is from RefSeq and is a predicted model, not a curated record. Gene Ontology annotation, biological process: heart development; cell communication by electrical coupling; cell-cell signaling.
GUUUGAUAACUUGGGCUCAGUUUCCCGUCCGUUCUCAAACUUGGAUGUGGACCUCUCUGGAGAGAGAUUUCCAGUUGACAUCAACGGAAAGAGCCCCACCGGGCUCCCUGUUUUCCACUUUGUAACUUUCCAGGUGACAGAGUCUCCCGGACGAUGGGCGAUUGGAGCGCUCUCGGUCGUUUGCUGGACAAGGUCCAGGCUUAUUCCACCGCCGGGGGGAAGGUCUGGCUCUCCGUCCUCUUCAUCUUCAGAAUUCUGGUCCUGGGCACGGCGGUCGAGUCCGCCUGGGGGGACGAGCAGUCGGCCUUCAAAUGCAACACCCAACAACCCGGUUGCGAGAACGUCUGCUACGACAAGUCCUUCCCCAUCUCCCACGUGCGAUUCUGGGUCCUCCAGAUUAUCUUCGUGUCGACCCCGACGCUGCUGUACCUGGCUCACGUCUUUUACCUGAACCGGAAGGAGCAGAAACUGAACCGGAAGGAGGAAGAGCUCAAAGUGGUCCAAAACGACGGCGGCGACGUAGACCUGCCGCUGAAGAAAAUCGAAAUGAAAAAGCACAAGUACGGCAUCGACGAGCACGGCAAAGUCAAGAUGAAGGGGGCGCUGCUGCGAACCUACAUCGUCAGCAUUUUUUUCAAGUCCAUGUUCGAAGUGGGCUUUCUGGUGAUCCAGUGGUACAUGUACGGCUUCAGCCUGUCGGCGGUCUACACCUGCGAGAGGUCCCCGUGCCCGCACAGGGUGGACUGUUUCCUGUCCCGCCCCACGGAGAAGACCGUUUUCAUUAUCUUCAUGCUGGUGGUUUCUCUGGUGUCGCUGCUGCUCAACGUCAUCGAGCUCUUCUACGUCUUUUUCAAGAGGAUCAAAGAUCGGGUCAAGGGCCAGCAGCAGCCCGCGCUCUACGCCAGCGGGGGCACUUUGAGCCCAACCCCCAAGGAACUCUCCACGACCAAGUACGCGUACUACAACGGCUGCUCUUCGCCCACCGCCCCGCUCUCGCCCAUGUCCCCUCCGGGUUACAAGUUGGCCACGGGAGACCGGGGCACGGGCUCCUGUCGCAAUUUCAACAAGCAGGCCCAUGAGCAGAACUGGGCCAACUACUCGGCGGAGCAGAACCGCCUUGGCCAGCUUGGAACAGGAGGAGGAGGAGGAGGCGGCGGCAGCACCAUCUCAAACUCCCACGCGCAAGCUUUUGACUUCCCCGACGAUACCCACGAGCACAAGAAACUGUCCUCCCACGCCGGGCACGAGAUGCAACCUCUGCCACUGAUGGACGCCAGGCCCUGCAGCCGGGCCAGCAGCCGCAUGAGCAGCCGGGCCAGGCCGGACGACCUGGACGUGUAACCCUGACAAUCGGGAAAACCGCGCUCGCUGUUUUUUUGUCAUCGAGACUCUUAGUUCGGCGAGAGACAAUGAUAACUUGUUACGUUCACACUGUCAAAAGGUACACGUUUCCCGUAGGUUUUGAUGAC